AUGACUAUUGCAAUGCGUUGGAUUAUCUCGGUCAUGCUGCUCCCACUGACGAAAGUCGACAUGCGUUCGGAGCAUAUCGUUGCUUUGGCUGCCUUGGUUACAGAAACGGAUCUGCUGCAGGAAUUCGGAGCUGACAAGGGCGACACUUUUCUGGCCUCAUUGAUCUCUGAAGAUCCAGACUUCCGCCUUGUUUACGUACUGUGGCGCUGGUGCCUCAGUGGUGCUAGUGAGUCGAAAGGUGGUGUUCGUAGGACCUACAUCAAUCGAACAGUGAAUGGGAAGAAAGUAGGACCUGAUCCGGAUUCAAUGCUUUCGGCUCCUGAAGAUCCUAAUUUCGAGAAACUCGUUCGUGUGGUAUUCAGCCUUCUUCGAUGUGGACGCUUUGAAGAAGCAAUGAUACUAGGCGGUGAUAUGCACGUACCUUGGUUGAUUCCACUGAUUCGAUCUCAGCAGUUACUCGUCGAUUCAAGUUUAAUUAGUGCUGAACUCACAAAACAGGAACGAGCUCGUUUUCACUUCAGAAAACUGUUUUUCCAAACAAUGGUUAAGGCAAUAUCUGAGACCAAAUACACGAUGGGAAUUCGAAUGGUGUUCGCAGCACUUGCGGGAGACUGGCAAUUCCUUCUCCCUCUGGCUGUCAAUGUGGAUGAUCGUCUUUGGUGCUAUGCUAAUGCUGCCGUACAAGCGAGACUUAAUGCUGCUCUUGGAAUCGAACAUCCAAUUUUUGCUCCCACCACAGUUCAAGGGAUAUUUGAAGCAAUAGCAACGGAGAGUCAUGGCAAGAAUCUCAUUGGGCGUAUGAUUGAAGUGAUGAGGCAGAAACAGGCCUUCAGCUUGAUUCCAUUUUACGCUGCGUUGCUGCCGAAGGAUGACGGUCUGAGACGAAUCUGGAAUGUAAUGCCAGAUGUGAAAAGUGAUGGCGACCGCAUAGCCUUUAUUGCUGCCCUGAAUGAUGCUGGUUUUGAUGGCGAAGAAAUCGCUUAUCAAUGUGGCAGAUUCCGCAUUGUGGAAAUGGUUGAUCACGCUGAUCUUUUACGUUGGAUAUUUGCAUGCGGCGACAAGAAGUUGUUGGAGGCCAUCACUGAAGCGAAUAGUGUUUUGCGUCACUAUUUUUGUAAGUUUCCACUGAAACUGGAGGGCUCCAAGCCAAAUGGCACUGUUGAAAGUAGUACCUUGUAUUCCGCAGUGAGUGACAUGGAAGAUGACGCGAGCGCUCUGAUCAGUAAAUGCGAGCAGUUGAAGUUGGUGGAUCGCCUUGGCGCAUUGGUCAAGAAUGAAAAUGACGAUGAAAGCGCAGAUUGGGGAACGAUGGCUGGUAUCGCAAUUGACGAGUUCAACUGCCACUGUUUGUACUUGACAGCGCAAACCCACUCUACGAAUUUUGCCAUGGAAUGUGCAAGAGCGCUUGAAGCAAAGCGUAGGAAAGCGGAAGAUGAACGUGAAUGUAAUGAAUGGUCUCGUCAAGGCGAUUUAGUGGGUCUUUCACAACGUACAGCUCGCGCUGAACAUAACCAGACACUCGUUGAGCGCUCCAAACUAGCUCUGGAUGCGUGCAAAGCGCGAACUUUUGAUGCUAUCUUAGCGUUUGUUCGACAUCCCGGCUGGAGGACGGAGACCAAAGGGACAGCGCAAACCCACUCUACGAAUUUUGCCAUGGAAUGUGCAAGAGCGCUUGAAGCAAAGCGUAGGAAAGCGGAAGAUGAACGUGAAUGUAAUGAAUGGUCUCGUCAAGGCGAUUUAGUGGGUCUUUCACAACGUACAGCUCGCGCUGAACAUAACCAGACACUCGUUGAGCGCUCCAAACUAGCUCUGGAUGCGUGCAAAGCGCGAACUUUUGAUGCUAUCUUAGCGUUUGUUCGACAUCCCGGAUGGAGGACGGAGACCAAAGGGGAAUGGGGCCGAUCGGAACAGUUGAAAGCGCUGCGAGAGAAAUAUUAUGCGAGCAUGCUGAAUGUGCUGUUACGUGACCUGGGGAUGUGUAACGACGCCGAAACUAUUUUGGAUAUUCUCACGGAGCUCACUGAUGAGAAUCUGGAGUUCUACAAGGAUCUCUCGAAGACUGAUCUGAGCCGGUUUCUCCUCGACGUCCACACAUUGGCAGGACAUAUAUUGGGUUGA
Molecule: messenger RNA, 2118 nt
Organism: Cooperia oncophora
Lineage: Eukaryota; Metazoa; Nematoda; Chromadorea; Rhabditida; Trichostrongylidae
Source: the annotation of a GenBank genome assembly